AUGCCGCCGAAGCGCAUGACAGCAAACCCAGUCAAGCCGGCGCGAUAUCGCGCCGGCAAACCCGUCGCGCCGGAGGCCUCAUCCUCGGACUCGGAUGGCAGCGAUGAUGAGACCAACGAGGCCGUGGCCAAGCCUAGGGCGAUUCCGCCGCCACCGAAAGCUUCGAGUGCCGCCAAGAUCGCCGGUAACCUCAGCAAGGUCAAUCUCGACGAGCGUAGACGCGAGGCACAAGAAAAGGAGAACCAGAGAAUAGCACGCGAAAAGGCCGAACGACUCGCUGCCGAAGAAGGUUUCGUGACGGAGGAAGAAGAGGAAGAGGGAGGCGACGAUGACGAAGAGGAGGAGAGCUCCAGCGAGGAGGAAAGCAGCAGCGAAGAAGAGGCCCCUCGCCGCCUCAUGAUCCGACCGAAGUUCAUUCCCAAAAACCAGCGCAACGCAGCAAGGGACCAGUCCGCCGCACCAAAGGACGAAGACGCGCGCUUUGCUGAGGAAGAGGCCCGCCGCAAGGCCGCCGCGGACGCGCUCGUCGAGGAGCAGAUCAAAAAGGACCUCGCAGCGCGUGCGGCAGGCAAGAAGCACUGGGAUGACGACGAGGCGUCGGGCUCGGACGUCGACACGACGGACGACCUGGACCCGGAGGCGGAGCUGGCGGCAUGGAAGCUGCGGGAGCUGAAGCGAGUGAAGCGCGAGCGUGACCGCAUCGCCGAGCAGGAGGCUGAGUACGCCGAGCGCGAGCGGCGACAGAACUUGACGCAGGAGGAGCGCGAGGCCGAGGACGCCGAGAAGCUCGCGCGGCAGCAGGAGGAGAAGGACUCCAAGGGUAAGAUGUCAUACCUGCAAAAGUACUACCACAAGGGCGCCUUCUACAGUGACGAGGCCAAGGCGUACGGGCUGGACAAGCGCGACAUUAUGGGCAUGCGGAUUGCGGAUGAUGUCAAGGACCGAAGUGCCCUUCCAGAAUACCUACAGAAGCGCGAUAUGACGAAAUUGGGCAGAAAGGGUGCGACAAAGUACAAGGACCUCAAGAGCGAGGAUACCGGCCGGUGGGGAGAGUUUGACGAUCGUCGUGGGGGUGACCGGAGGGGCUUCAACAGGUACGACGUGGAUGAGCGGUUCCGGCCGGACAACGAACGCGAAGUGAACGGUGCGAAUGCAAUUCCCUUGGGCGAUCGCAAAGCACUGGAUGGUCUAAAGGGUGGUCGGUCUGACAGAUACCGACACGACGAGCGGAGGGACCGAGAUGACAGGUAUCGGUCUCGCGAUGACUUCCGCCGUCGUGAUCGGUCAAGAUCACGGUCACCAAGUUACGACUCGAGAGACGACUACAGAGACAGACGGAAGCGCAGUCAGUCACCUGAUAGAGACCGCCACAACAGCGACAAGCGGCGGCGCGUGGACUCGUAA
This is a messenger RNA of Colletotrichum spaethianum, 1404 nucleotides long. RefSeq names its product microfibrillar-associated protein 1. Gene Ontology annotation, molecular function: RNA binding. The coding region runs from base 1 to 1404 and encodes 467 amino acids. Gene Ontology annotation, biological process: mRNA splicing, via spliceosome. The transcript has a single exon. Gene Ontology annotation, cellular component: U2-type spliceosomal complex. Lineage: Eukaryota; Fungi; Ascomycota; Sordariomycetes; Glomerellales; Glomerellaceae. The record is from RefSeq and is a predicted model, not a curated record.